Phyllotreta striolata is the source of this 1767-nucleotide messenger RNA. The record is from the annotation of a GenBank genome assembly. Lineage: Eukaryota; Metazoa; Arthropoda; Insecta; Coleoptera; Chrysomelidae.
CCGAUCGCGCAAUCGCGUGACGUUCGUUCGUUUCCGUCAACGAUCGGUUCGUAAAUUAGUUCGCGGGCUAAACACGACGAUAAAAAGCGAGUUGAUCGCGAUCUGUUCAACUGAAAACAUGUUAUUUGGUUUUUCGACGGUUCCAUCUAUAGUUAAAUGUCAAGUGCCGAGAAUAAGUGGUCGAAACGCUUUAAUAAACAGUCAACCGUCUUGAUCAAGUGCUAAAUUAGCCGUUUUAUUUAGUAAAUUUAAGUAUAGGAUCGUUUAGUUUUUCGCGACCAUGCCGAAAGGAAAACGAAAGGGAAGGUCCGAUCGCGGAAGAACAGACGGCUCGUUGAAUUCCACCGACGACGAAUCGUUCGAAAUAGCCAGCGUCGCCAGUAAUUUCUCUGAGAACAACAACAACAACAACAACAAAGAAUGCGACGAGACAACGUCCGAAGACGCCGACGUCGCGGCGCAGGAACAACUCGAAGAGAAAUUGUGCGAAUUGCUCGACGGAUUGACGCAGAAAUCGUCGCAGGGCAGGACGAAUUGCUUCGGGACAUUGACGAAGGCAUUCGUCAAGAAAUACAUGCCGGGAUUCAUCAAAGAUAGGUAUUUUACGAUUUGCGAUUCGAUCGAACGAAGUUUGAAGAAAGGCGGCCCAGCCGAGAAAAUCGCCGCAACAGAAUUGGCUACAAUUACUUGCGUACAACUCGGUGGUGAAGAUCUUUCCGAGGAAAUUUGCAGGCAAUUAAAACCCCUACUAUUGACGUUGGUCUGCGAUAACUCCAUACCACCUCCUGUUAGAGCUAAAUGUUGCACCGCAUUGGGUAACAUGACGUUUCUAUCGGGAGGCGAAAUGGGCGAUGUGGUGUUGUUGAUGCAACAAUUCGAAUCGAUCUAUUCGGGUAGUUAUUUGAAAGGGGACGGUACAGUUGCUAAUGUAUCGACGGAGGCGGGCGCUUUGCAUGCCGCCUCUUUACAAUCGUGGAAUUUGCUUUUUACUUUACUAUCGCCCGGCAACAUCGGAACGAUGAUUAACAAUUCCAAAUCAUUACCACCGUUGGAGAAAUUGUCAGAGUUGUUGGAAUCUCCCCAUUUAGACGUCAGAAUGGCCGCCGGCGAAUCAUUGGCGUUAAUUUACGAAUUGGGUAGAGAAGAAAAUGCGAAUUUCGAGGAUGAAUUCGCCGUCGAAAUAGCGGAAACUUUAAAGCAAUUGGCAACCGAUUCGCAUAAAUAUCGAGCGAAGAAAGAUAGAAAACAACAAAGGGCCACGUUCAGGGAUAUCUUGCAAUUUUUCGAGGACGACGUCGUACCGGAAUUAUCGAUUAAAUUCGCCAAGGAAACAUUAGUACUCGAUACGUGGUGUCGAAGGAAACAAUACGAAACGCUUUGCGCCAUUUUGGGGCCCAGUAUAAAUAUUCAUUUGAGCGAUAAUGAUUUGGUGAGGGACAUUUUUGAGAUUUUAUUACCGGCUCCGUCGAACGAAUUGCCGGUUCAUGCGCAACACCAAAUGGAACGAUAUAGAAAACGUUUAAUAAAUGCGGCUAAUUUCAAAGCGAGGACACUGACGAGGGCCAGGAAUAGAGACAAACGAUCGGAUUUCUGAAAUUUCUGAGGGUUUUUUUUUUGAUGAGGUUACCGAGAUUUGAAAAAAAAUGUAGCACAAUUUUUGUUGUUUUAUCGUAAAUGGGUCGAUUUCUAUAAUACAUAUAUAUUAUUUCUUAUUCGCUAUUUAUUAAUUUUUUUAUUUAAUAAAGUUGUGUCAUUUGUAAAUUGAUU